UUUAGGGGAAUUAAUUGAUGAAGGUGUCUCCGGACGAGCUCACUUCACUCUGUCAUUUUAUUUGUAGCUAAAGCAGCGGCGGGAAUAGCAGCUGCAUUUCUUUUCUCUUUCUCCCUUCACAUUCCAUUAUCAUAGUGCUCCAAUGGAGAAAGAAGGAAUAGAGCGGCCCAGGUACUGAUCUGCCUGGAGGACUCAGACCAACACCACACUGGCAGAUCAGAAACCGGAUGGUUUUUUUCCCUCUUUUGCAAAAAAACGAAAACCAAAAAAAAGAGCAAGAAUCAACAGGAUGCCUUGAGACACCCGCAGCAUCUGGCGGAGGAUUAACAUACAUACAUGUGUAUGUGCGCGUCACGUAUAUAUUUACUGCAAAUGGUGGGGAUCAUUUAGUGCCCGAGAUGGGAGACCUGAAGUCAGGUUUUGAAGAGGUGGAUGGCGUGCGGCUCGGCUACCUCAUUAUUAAAGGAAAGCAAAUGUUUGCCCUCUCCCAAGUCUUCACAGAUCUGCUGAAAAACAUCCCGAGGACCACCGUGCACAAGCGCAUGGAUCAUCUGAAAGUGAAAAAGCACCACUGCGAUCUGGAGGAGUUGCGGAAACUCAAGGCCAUCAACAGCAUCGCCUUCCACGCCGCCAAAUGCACGCUCAUCUCCCGGGAAGACGUGGAAGCUCUGUAUACCUCGUGUAAAACCGAGCGAGUCCUCAAGACCAAGCGCAGAAGGGUCGGCCGGGCCCUGGCCACAAAGGCGCCGCCGCCAGAGCGCGCCGCCGCCGCCGCCGCCGCCGCCAGCCCCCGCGCGGGUUUUUGGAAGGACGAGCACCAACUUUGGCGGGGCCUGAGCGGAGCCGCGCGGCCCCUGCCAAUCAGCGCGCAGUCCCCGCGCCCGGGCGCCGCCGCCGCCGCCGCCGCCGCCGCCGCCGCCGCGCGCCCCGCCGCCCAUCUACCUCAGAUUUUUAGCAAAUACCCGGGCUCUCACUACCCGGAAAUCGUGCGAUCGCCUUGCAAACCCCCUCUAAACUAUGAAACUGCCCCGCUCCAGGGAAACUACGUCGCCUUCCACUCGGACCCUGCCUAUUUUCGGAGCCUGUUGUGCAGCAAGAACCCGGCCGCCGCCGCCGCCGCCGCCGCCGCCGCCGCUGCCGCCGCCGCCGCCGCCGCCGCCGCCGCCGCCUACUACCAAGCCUCGGCGGCAGGGCCCCAGCCCAAGGCGGCGGCGGCGGCGGCGGCGGCGGCGGCGGCGGCGGCGGGCGCCGGGGGUCCGGUGAGCCUGACCUACCGCUGCAAGCGCAAGCGCGGGGGCGCCAAGGACUGCCUGCUCGCUCCCCACGCCGGCGCCCGGCGCCUGCUGCUGCUGCCCAGGUCCUACAAAGCCAAGGCGGCGGCGGCGGCGGCGGCGGCCGCGGCGGCGGCGGCCGCGGGGGCUACGUGCCUGGAGAGGUUCCAUCUGGUGAACGGCUUCUGCCCGCCUCCCCACCACCACCACCACCACCACCACCAUCAUCACCACCACCACCAUCACCGGGCCCAGCCGCCGCCGCCGCCGCAUCACCACCCCCCUCACCACCACCGGCCGCAGCCCCCUCUGGGCAGCUUUCCCGAGAGCUGCAGCAGCGACUCCGAGUCCAGCUCCUACUCGGACCACGCAGCCAACGACUCGGAUUUUGGCUCCAGUGUCUCCAGCUCCAGCAACUCUGUGUCCUCAGAGGAGGAGGAGGAGGAGGAAGGAGAGGAGGAGGAAGAGGAAGAGGAGGAGGAGGAGGAGGAAGAGGGGGGCAGCGGGGCCUCUGAUUCCAGUGAAGUCAGCUCAGAGGAGGAGGAGGAAGAGGAGGAGGAGGAGGAGGAGGACUCGUCCACCGAGUCAGACUCCAGCUCCGGCUCCAGCCAAGUGUCAGUGCAGAGCAUCCGCUUCAGGCGCACCAGUUUCUGCAAGCCUCCCAGCGUGCAGGCGCAGGCCAACUUCUUGUACCAUCUGGCCUCCGCCGCCGCUGCAACCAAACCCGCUGCUUUCGAGGAUGCCGGCAGACUUCCCGACCUCCAGAGUGGUGUCAAAGCCGAGUCGCCAGAAGAGUGGAAUCUGCAGAGCUGGACCCCCAAAGCGUCUCCGGUGUACUGCCCGGCCAGCCUGGGGACUUGUUUCCCAGAGAUAAGGAACGAUAGGGUAUCUGAGAUUACAUUCCCACACUCUGAAAUUUCCAGUACUGUAAAGAGAACUGACCUGACCAUUAACUGCCUGGCAGAGGGGGCCUCUUCACCUAGCCCAAAGACAAACAAUGCAUUUCCACAACAAAGAAUACUCCGAGAGGCUAGGAAAUGCCUACCAGCAACUCCUACUACACACUGUGCAGAUAACAGCACAAUAGCUGCUAGGUUCUUAAGUCAGGAUUCUUCACGAGCAGCAGCAAAUUCAGAAAAAGAUUCCAAACUCCCUCAUUGUCCCGCAUUUGCUACGGGUUUGCCCUCUUCUCAACCUGAUCCCGAAGUGGAGGCAGCAGUAGGAACAGCAGCAGUAGCAGCAGCAGCUGCUGCUGCUGCUAAAGCAGAGACCCCCUGCUCUGACACGGGCGACAAGACAUUGCCAUUUCUGCACAAUAUUAAAAUCAAAGUAGAAGACAGUAGUGCUAAUGAAGAAUAUGAACCUGAUCUUAUCACAAAUAAGCUAAAGUGCGAGUGCAAUGAUACAAAGGGUGAAUUUUACAGUGUGACUGAAAAUAAAGAGGAGGACGCCUUGUUAACCACAGCCAAGGAAGGUUUUGCAUGCCCUGAGAAAGAAACUCCUUCCUUGAAUCCACUGGCUCAAAGUCAGGGCCUUUCAUGCACUUUAGGUUCUCCAAAACCUGAGGAUGGGGAAUAUAAAUUUGGUGCCAGGGUGAGAAAAAAUUACCGGACACUAGUACUGGGAAAACGACCUGUCCUUCAGACUCCUCCAGUCAAACCAAAUUUGAAAUCAGCUAGAAGCCCUCGUCCUACAGGUAAAACUGAGACACACGAAGGAACACUGGAUGACUUUACAGUUAUAAACAGACGCAAAAAGGUAGCCAGCAAUGUAGCAUCCGCAGUGAAAAGGCCAUUUAAUUUCAUGGCAAAUUUUCCUUGUCCACCAUCACUCAUUAUUGGGAAGGAUGGGGAUUUGUGGCCUGCAUAUUCCUUAAACACCACUAAGGAUUCCCAAACUCCUCACAAGGCCCAUCCUAUAUGGAAAUGGCAGCUGGGCGGUUCUGCAAUACCUCUUCCACCUAGUCACAAAUUCAGGAAAUUUAAUUCAUAAAGAUGUUUUGGAAGAUAUUUUCUUGAACCAUAUUACCUUCCUUUUGUUGUAAACUGCACAGGAUGGUUUGUACAAGUCCAUUAAUGGUGUUACACCCCCUUUGGAGUCCUGGUUUAUCGCAUUUUGAAGACAGAAAUCGGAUUACUUUUUUUUUUUUUCCAUUGCGGUUUUUUUUUUUUUUUGGAGUAGGGUGGGGGUGGGGUGGGAGAAGGGUUGGUUUACAUACCACAGACUACUUCAGGCUAAAGACUCAAGUAAAACUCAGUUAUUAUGGUAGAGCUGGAACACUUUACUGUUUCAAUGCUAAUAAUGCACCGGUACCUCAAUUCAACUGCUACAAAUAAAUGUCAAAAGGUUGAAUAAUAAAUAUUACAAUGAGCCAUUAAGUUUAUGCACUAGAUUUCAGACCUGGAAGUGUAACUGUUAAUUCAGUGAAAGUUUGUUAGGUUACAUGGUUACACAGUGAGGUAGCAAGAAGUUUCUGUGAGCCCAAAAUGUAGUUUUCAGGAGCUCUUGUUUGUGGGGUGUCUUUUUCUUUUUACUCCUCUCAUUCCCUCUCCAAGAGUAGUUGCACUUAACUUUUUGUUGUUAUGUGGGUUUGUUUUAUUUUUGUUGGCUUUUUUUUUUUGAAUGAAAAGAUGGAGUAUGAAUCUUGAUUGAAUGCUGAUUUUUUUUUAAAAAACUGCCUCAUAUAUAAUAAGUAAGAGAAAUGUGGCAUUGUAUUUUUUUAAGGAUGUGCUUUUACUCUUACAGCCACUCCUUGCAAUUGGAAAAGUCCUUUUUGUGUUCUCACCCAAACAUUUUAAAUAAGAUGACUGUUACUUUGUUUCCUGUCCAUCUUGUGAUCUAAACAUGACUCUUCCAACUUUCAAAACAAUGAAAAUAUCUCUCCUAAUAGCAGGAUAUUUUAUGGUCUAACUCUUCAUAAUGACAAAGCCGUAAAUACAAAUAAGAAAAAGAAGAGUUAGAGUUGUAAUACCCCAAAUUAAAAAACAACAACAACAAAAAUCAGUUAUUUCAGGGCUUUUCUGGUACCAGAACUCAGGCACUUGGAUUCUAUUAUCUUAUUCUUUUUUUCUGCAUCUCUCUCAAACUUCUGUUUUCAGACCAUCCUGUGCAUAGAGCAGGAGAGUUUCUACUGCAAGUGACAAUCAGAGGUGACUAUCUAUAUUUGCACUUAAAAUCAAAGUAGUUCAACAUGCAAAUGGCUAGGGUCUAGCCCUUGGUAAGGGCCAUGCUGGUAUACUGUGUUGUGAUGAUGAGAGCAGUAAAUCAAAAUUAUGGAAAUUUGCACUGUUGAAAAGCAUGCUUUAGCUUUAUUUUCAAUUAAAAAACACUGUUUAAAAUUCCUGGUUCCAUACAUUUCUACUUAUUCCAGAUUCAAGGACGGUUAACAGGAAUGAAUGGUUUUGUUGACAUUUUCACUUGUAAUGGUUUUGCCUAAAAGACAUGCAUUUAUUGGGUCUAGUGUUUUGUUGCAAUACUUUGCAACUAGAGCCAGUCAGGUUCUAUCCAUGUCCCUGGUACAUUUUUUUUUUUUUUGCCCCCAGAUAACAAGAAAACUUUAUAAACUUUGUUACAAAUCAAAUUCUACAAGGUUCAGAUUUAUGAAAGUGAAGCAGACAGAGAUAAGUUGCUCUUGUUGUUGUUUUAAUUGAAAGUUGAAUCUUAACAAUUUUGGGGCCACCAAUUAUGUAUCUCAGAUCUUUGCCAUCUUGAAUCUAAGAAGUUGCAUCUAUAGAUCAUAAAUCACAAAGCAAAACAAGGCACCACUGAGAUGUGAUUAAGUCACUAUUUCUCAUGGAAAUUCAGCCUAUAUUCCCUCUUAACCUUUUAAUUCCUGCAGCCUUUGAAAAUUUCCUUUUGUCUAUAAAUGCUGCAGAAAGAUCUGGAUGGUCUCAGCUCUAAUUGCUGUAUAUGCUCUGUGGUUUUCCUCUUGUUUUAAAGGACAGAGGCCCAGUAUACCUGCAUCCAGAUAUACUUGGAUGGAGUAAACAGAUGUUUUGAACUGCCUCCCUUCCUUUCCUUCUUGAAUGUUGCCAGAUGUAGGGUCACUGGAUCAUUUUAUAUUGGAAUGGUAGAUAUGGUCAAAGCAAAAAUUUGGGGGACAUCAUCCUUGAAUUCAUGCUUGUAUACAAUUCCAAAGACCAGUCCAUGUUUCAGUUUAAAAUCUCAGAAAGCUAAAUGACUGGCUUUUUAGUCUGAGAUCUUUCCUCUUUUGAAGGCAAUACACAAUUUAGGUAUAGUGAGUUGUCCUGGAAAACCAAUCUAUAAAAAAGCGUGACACACAGAGUGGGCAUCAGUAAUUUCUACUCUAAUCACUGAUAAGUCGUAAAAGUUCAGAGUACGAGGACUACUAUAUUUAGACCAGUGCUUUCCUUGUUAGUGAUGAACUCAUUGUCCCUGAACUAUAAAUUGAGAAUAUAUUUGAAAACUACAGAUAUUGGGGGUGGGGUGGGGUUGUAAUUUGGAAUAAGUACAAAUUAAAACAAAUAUACCCUAUGGAGUGUCUGACAUAAAAUAUCGGCCUUCAGCUUUGACACUUGGUCUCCAGCCCUCAGAGAAUCAAUAGUUUCAGUUUAUAGGAGCUGGAGAAUGAGCAGUAUGGAGGCCGAGGCAUUCCAGAGUGAUGGCAUCAAAAGGAAAAAAAUUCAAUAGUCAACACAAAUUUCAUCCCACAGUACUACCAGAAGCCAGCCAGCUACAGCAAAACCUGAGUUGGGGCUUCUGUCAGGAAAGUAUACCAAAUAGUAUGCAGGGACUUGUAUGUGCAAGGUAUUCUUUUAAUUCCUGGUACUCCCAUAGCUGUUUUUCCAUCCUGCUAUGGGAAUUAUUCUCAGUAAACUUUAUUUUAUUUCAGUUUUAUGAUUAAUGACAAUAUCUACAUUUUCCUAAGCUGCUAUAAAUGUCCCAUUUGUUCAAAUGUUAAGUAAGCCUUAUUGAGGAAGAAACAAAAGUUACCUCCGUUGAUAGAUUGCAUUUUUACAUCUAAAUGUUUUCAGGGAAUAGAUUUUUUUUUAAAGCACUCUAUGGCUCCAGGGUUACUGAUUCCUGUGUCUAAAUUAGCUCAAUAUUCACAGACAUGAGGAAAGCCUCUUUCUCUGAGUUUCUGGUGAAACAAACUCAUUUUUGGUCUUCUAUAAAAGUAAUUUCCUGAUAAGACUGUGAACUGAAGAUUUAAUUAUUUUUUUAAGAGAUGCAUGCACUCUCUUCUUCCAUAGUCAGGUUAUCUGUCUUUAGAGAAAAGGCAGCUUGCUCCCUCCUCCUCCCCCCCUCCACACACACUAUUUACUUUUUACAGUGGGUGUUCCUUUCUACUGGCUUACUUGGUUACAGUGAAGUAAUCUCAAUAAUGGUUGUUUAUUUGAAAAUCAACAACAAGGAGCCACCACUAAACAGCAAUAAUACAAAGUAGAUGGGCUGGUGUGUGGAUUUUUAUCUUAUUCGUGUCUGGGUGACUUUCAAUGGUUUAGAAAUUCCUCAAAAGUUUUAGCCAACAAGAAUUGGGUGGGGACUUUCUGCUGAUAUGAGAAUGAUACUUUUGUUUGCAUGCAGGAAGAGAUGUAGAAGAAACUAAUUCCUCAAAAGCAUUUUUUUUCUUUCAAAGAAAAUAAAACCAAGAAUCCUCUAUGAUAAU
Dipodomys spectabilis (banner-tailed kangaroo rat) is the source of this 6900-nucleotide messenger RNA. RefSeq names its product SKI/DACH domain containing 1 (gene Skida1). The coding region runs from base 228 to 3263 and encodes 1011 amino acids. NCBI's taxonomy places the organism in Eukaryota, Metazoa, Chordata, Mammalia, Rodentia, Heteromyidae. The record is from RefSeq and is a predicted model, not a curated record. The transcript has 2 exons.